Molecule: messenger RNA, 3716 nt
Organism: Eptesicus fuscus (big brown bat)
Lineage: Eukaryota; Metazoa; Chordata; Mammalia; Chiroptera; Vespertilionidae
Gene: SCARA5
Product: scavenger receptor class A member 5
Exons: 9
Coding region: 368-1852 (494 amino acids)
Biological process (GO): iron ion transmembrane transport
Cellular component (GO): plasma membrane
Molecular function (GO): ferritin receptor activity
Source: RefSeq, a predicted model, not a curated record
GUUCACAUCUCAGUCAGUACCUAGCAGAGCGGCUGGUGCCUCCACAGAACAUCUCCUGAGCACUGCCCUGGCUGAACCAGGCGAGGCACCCAGACAGGGCUCCCCAGCCCCAGGCCUCCACUUGGGCACAAAGCUGAGUCUUGCCUCCUGACCUGAUCCUCCUGGAGAAGUGACCCCCAAGACAAGUCACUGGGCACCCCGACAGCCUCUUUCUAUGAUUGGUUCUGGAUUCAGCUGGCUGUGGGGACAGGCGCCCAGGGGCUGCCUGGGUCUCCGUGCGGCGGUAGCAGCCACCUCUCCAGCCACCAUGGGUGCCCGGAACUGAGGGGACAGCCUCUGCAGCCUCCGUGGAGGCCCUAAGGACAGGAUGGAGAACAAAGCCAUGUACCUGAACACUGUGAGCGACCGCGACACUGGCUCCAUCUUCGAGGAGCCCUUCGAUGGCAGGAGCCUGUCCAAGCUGAACCUGUGUGAGGAUGGUCCAUGCCACAAGCGACGGACAGGGGGCUGCUGCACCCAGCUGGGCUCGCUGUCGGCCCUGAAGCAUGCUGUCCUCGGGCUCUACCUGCUGGUCUUCCUGAUUCUCGUGGGCAUCUUCAUCUUAGCUGUGUCCAGGCCUCGGAGCUCCCCAGACGACCUGAAGGUGCUGACUCUCAACGUGAACCGGCUGAACGAGAGCUUCAGGGACUUGCAGCUGCGGCUCCUGCAGGCUCCGCUGCAGGUGGACCUGACGGAGCAGGUGUGGAAGGUGCAGGACGCGCUCCAGAACCAGUCGGACUCGCUGCUGGCGCUGGCGGGCGCCGUGCAGCGGCUGGAGGGCGCGCUGUGGGGGCUGCAGGCGCAGGCGGUUCAGACAGAGCAGGCGGUGGCCCUGCUGCGCGACCGCACUGGCCAACAGAGCGACUCUGCGCAGCUGGAGCUCUACCAGCUGCAGGUGGAGAGCAACCAAAGCCAGCUGCUGCUGCGGCGCCACGCCGGCCUGCUCGACGGGCUGGCGCGCAGGGUGGGCGUCCUGGGCGAGGAGCUGGCCGAUGUGGGCGGCGCGCUGCGCGGCCUCAACUACAGCCUGUCCUACGACGUGGCCCUCCACGGCACGCGGCUGCAGGACCUGCAGGUGCUGGUGAGCAACGCCAGCGAGGACACGCGCCGCAUGCGCCUGGCGCACAGGGGCAUGGAGCUGCAGCUCAAGCAGGAGCUGGCCGUGCUCAACACCAUCACGGAGGACCUGCGCCUCAAGGACUGGGAGCACUCCAUCGCUCUGAGGAACAUCUCCUUCGCCAAAGGACCACCGGGCCCCAAAGGUGAUCAGGGCGAUGAAGGGAAGGAAGGCGAGCCUGGAAUCCCUGGAUUACCUGGACUUCGAGGUCUUCCAGGGGAGAGAGGAACCCCAGGACUGCCCGGCCCCAAGGGUGAUGAUGGGAGGCCGGGAGCCACAGGCGUGAUGGGCAUGCGCGGGAUCAAAGGUGACCGAGGCCCAAAAGGAGAAAAAGGAGAUAAAGGAGACAGAGCAGGGGAUGCCAGUGGCCUGGAGUCCCUGAUGAUCCGGCUGGUGAAUGGCUCUGGCCCACACGAGGGCCGAGUGGAGGUGUACCACGAUCGGCGCUGGGGCACCGUGUGUGAUGACGGCUGGGACAAGAAGGACGGGGACGUGGUGUGCCGCAUGCUGGGCUUCCGUGGCGCACAGGAGGUGGCCCGGACGGCUCGAUUCGGGCAAGGUACAGGGAGGAUUUGGAUGGAUGAUGUCGCCUGCAAGGGCACAGAAGAUACCAUCUUCCGCUGCACCUUCUCCAAGUGGGGGGUGACAAACUGCGGGCAUGCUGAGGAUGCCGGGGUGACAUGCAUCAGACACUGAAAGUGGACACAGCCAAGGUCUGGGCCCUACUGCCCAGCCCCCUUCCUGCAUUCCUAAGGUGGGGGCAUCGCUGGGGCACCUCUGACCACACCUCUGCCCUGUCUAGGCCAGCAUCCUCCUCCCCCUCAUCCCUAUCCCAAGACCUCAGUGGCCUGUCAUCAUUCUCCUCUGGGACAUCAGCUCCAAACUGUAACUCUGGGAUCUACAGCCUGGAUCUUCCUUCCACCAGAGUUCCUGAAUGUGGAGUCCAGGUCGACUGGAUCGCCAUUUUGCCCAGCCUUCGAAGCACCAUGCAUCAGGCCUCAAUAUCCAUGUUCCCUUUGGUCUGUUAGUUACAGAUGGAUGCUGAGACUGUGUUGGAGACAAAUGCCGCAGUGCAGAUGGGAGAUAGAUGUCACAGAUCAUUCACUCUUCAGAUAAUUCCCAAACCUCAGUUCAGCCAAGAGUUUUGACAUCUUCCUUCCCAGCAAGAGACAAUACUGAAUGAUCCAUCUUCCCCUCUUUAAGCUGCCUCUGCAUCCUUUUGUUAGUUUGGGUUAAGUGACAGCUGUAGGAAUGAGAGGGAAAUCAAGUCACCGGCAGGAAUUAAUUUGGAUUUGGAAAAGGAGAGUGAAACUCACAUUUACUGAGUGAUCACCAGGUGUGCUAAAGUGUCUUGGGUACUAAAUUUAUCCACUUUGCAGCAUUUCUAUAAGGCAUGUUAGCUCAGGUAAGUAAGAUCUUACCUGCAUUCACCCGGCCUAGAAGUCAUAAAAUGGAGAAUGACGGAGACCGUUGUUUCCACAUGAACCUUAGUGUGUCUUUGCUAGGCUUGAGCAAGAAGCUCGGGUACAAGACCUGUGUGCCUGGAAGGUUACUUAUUCCCAAACAUAUGGAGGAUGCGUGCAAGGGAGGACAUGACUGGCUUCCAGGCCAGCCAUUCACAGAGAAGGAAGGGUGAUUUGGAGGGUGGCGUGGGGGCUGUUGGGGUUAAACAGAGACCAACACUCAGUCAUCCGGCAGUCAGGGUUCAAGCCAAGUCGCCUACAUCUCAGAGCUGUUUGGAGGUGAUGACAUUGAACCUUCCAGGCCUCCUGGGGUGUGAUCCUGUGGUCAGGAGAACACGUGUCCUGACGGGUAAGAGUAGAAGGAAAUGAGGAUGCCUUAUAACCUCCAGGGGAUGAAAGGGCCCUGGGCUUCUGCAAAUCCUCCAUCUGCACCCUCUCCUGGUGGUAGGGGCAUCAUAUUCUGCUUUCAACACAAGAGGGAGAUCAAAAUGGGCCACCUAUGUGUUCCAGGACCAGCGAGGGAGCACAGACCCAACUCACAUGGGGGCGUCCCAGACUCACAGUCAGGCCUGGGACACGCAGCCACCUGUGGUACCAGGCGAGCAUCAGCCUGCCUGGGGAAAGGGACCCUCCUGGUGUGGGCCCAACAAAGCUCCUAGCUGACAACUAAACCAAUAUGUGCUAUUGGUUGUUAUUUGCUUACAAUAUGCUUGUUAUUCAUUAAUGCCCUAAUGAUCAGAGACUCUCUUUCUGACCAAUUGCUAUGUUUACAUAACUCGCAUGUACUCAUGCACUUUUUCCAGAGCCAAUCUAUGUAUGCAUAUAUAAACAUGGCACUGUUUACAUCAUAGCUCAGCACAUUGCAACGUUUGUAUUUAAAAAAAAAAAAAAGAAUACUAAAGGUGGAAAGAUGUCACAUUGAAUGAAAUAGAUUCCCAAGCUUGUUCUGGCAAAGAAGCCAGUUACCCCACCGAUGAAGACCCGCAUGACUUUCUUACUUGGUCUUUUCAUUUGGGAAAAUACAAGUCUUGUCUUACAUCAAAUAAAAAUGAUGGUGAUAAGUGUUGAACCUUAAAAAAAAAAAUAAAAGUCUAGUC